GCAAUAUUCGGUUUGACCACAGAGUGGCAGCACGUAGACGCACAUGUCAUCUUACACAACUUUGUUACCAAACCCUCGAGGGGAGUUCUGUAAUAUGCUGCAGUCUUACAACGUCCUACUGUCUCAGUGAAGGAAGGACCAUCUUUUACACAGCGAUGAAGUCCAUCGUUUGCAUCUCAUCGUCUUUCAGGGCUGUGUGCCAGCACGCCUCAGCCUGUUUUCUCCUUAAUCGCAGUCUAAGUGUUUGCAGUUCAGUGGGCAGAUGCCCACAUGUAGCUUCUAACAUCACAGCCAUAGUAGCGCAGCCGCCGUGCGUAACAGGCGUGCGUUGUUUCCAAAGAACGCGUAACACAGCAGUGCAGAUGGCGACUGCUACAUCUCUCCCCGCUCCUGUGCCCAUAACAGAGGAUGAAGCGACCGUACACCAGACUGGAAGACGGACGACACCUCAAGCAGCAGCCAGAGCAGCCACACACCUCUCUCCAUACACUCCAUAUGCCAAACCACGGCGCAACGGAGCUGCACUAGUCAACAUCCAGUCUCUGUUUGAAGAGGAUGUCAUCAGUGAGCUGUGCUCCAGGCUGGCAGACUUUCCCAACAAUGACAGAGCAGAGGGACUGGCCACUUUACUCGGAGCAUGUGUGGAGUUUGGCUUAGAGACCCACAGCCCUCCUGUCCUCAGACUGAUGAAUGAGUGUCUGGAGCUCCUCUCCAACAGGGACAUCGGGGUGCCACAGCUCUGCCACCUGGGUAAGGUGGCAUGUGCCCUGGAAGCCCGCCAGUCACCCAUGGUCACAGCGGUCUUGGACUCCAUAGGUGCUGCUGUAGAAAAGGAUGCUGUCUCUCCCAGUGAGGCUGCCACAGUCUACUCCCUGCUGACUCUGUUUUAUGAGCCUGUCAGCCAGCAGCAGGCACUGAUACUGUCUGCUCUGCACAAACACACACAAAGGCUGGUUCACCGGCUGAGAGCAAGUCAAGUCAGUGAUAUUCUGCAGUCCCUGCUGAAGUUACAGCAGAGGCAGGCUAUUACCUUGGUGUUGAGACUGAGUCACAGAGCAUCACGGGUCUUUAAGGCUUUCAGUGACGAUGAAAUAAUUAAGGUGCUUUCUGCGCUAAUGAUUCUGGGACAGCAUGACGAAGAGCUCCUAGCUGCUAUGGAGAAACACCUGCCAGAGAGGCUGGGAAAGUGUGAUCCUGAGGUGAUCAGCACUGUGAUGGAGUACUGUCUGCAAAUGGGGUGCCGCUCCGAGACAGUCUUUGAGGCAGUGGCAGAGAACUUCGUAUGCAACGCUGAGAAGCACACCACCCCUCAGAUAGCCAAACAGAUUGUUGCCAUGGGGAGACUCAACUACCUGCCACAGUGCUCCAGUCAGAUGUUUAAAAAGCUGGAGAGCAUUCUGUCAACAAGGUUUUCGCAGUUCCAGCCUCGCUCGCUGAUAGAUGUGCUGCACGCCUGCAUCCACCUGGAACGCUUCCCGCUCAACUACAUGUCCAAAGUUUUCAGCCCAUACUUCCUGCAGAGACUGCAAGCACACGGAGAGCCAUUCAACAAGAAUACAUUGGGACAACUGACACAGCUCCAUCUCUCCACCGUGUUAGAGUGCACACACUACUGGGGUCCCAGACUGCCCUUCUACCUCCAUAUGAAGAAGUUUUCCUCUGCGGACCAGGCCUUUGAGACACCUAUGGAGUAUCUGUUGUACAAACAAGUCAAAGGACCACUUGCACAGCUGCUAGGGGGAAGGUUUUACUCGACCAGAAUCUUUAGUCAAAAUGGAUACUCUAUAGAUGUGGAGAUAUGCCUGGACGAGAACGGAUUUGUUCUGCCUCUGUCUCAGUGGGAACACACUUACAAAAGAAUUGCACUGUGUUUGGAUGGACAAAACCGUUUCUGCAGCAAUACAAAACACCUGCUGGGGAAGGAAGUCACCAAGAGGAGACACCUUGACAGGAUGGGCUAUGAGGUGGUCCAGAUCCCUUACUUUGAAUUUGAGGAGCUGAGAACUCAGGGGGAAAAGAUUCAAUAUCUCCAUAACAAGAUCUUUCCUACCAUCUCCAAGUUUAGUUACUGAUCUUAGUCACAAAGUUAAAAUUAAUUGGAGUGGGAUUAUAUGAAUCCUCGUGUCCAGUUAAAAGAUACAAGCAUGGAAGUGCACAGUAACCUACAAAUAUUUUUUUGGUUCUGUCAUUUAUGCUGUGACCUUAAUUCUAUGAAACCGCCUGCCUUAUGUUCAACAGAAUAGUAAAGAAAUGUCAGUUGAGAAUCACAAGGCACCAAGGUAUCAAAGCUGUCUAUUGAAGACACUGUAUAAAGCUCAUUUUUGUAUGCUAAAAGUAAAAAAGAAGAAAAUAAUUUAUAUGCCUUCAGUUCUGAAGCUGCUAGAGAAGGGAAGCUGGAAUACUGCUACCCUGGUCAUUUGUAUAACAAUACAGCUUUUAUUUGAAUAUUAUGGCCUAUUAUUAUCUUUAAUAUUUAUGAUAAUGAACAUUUUGUGUACAGGUGCUAUUUCAUUAUACUGUUCAAUAGUUAAAUGGACAUGACAGUGACUUUUUAUGUGAUUAAUCUGAACACAAAAUAUAUGUAAAUGUUUAAUUGCACAGUCAUGUGACAGUUUGUACCAUUUGUACUUGACUUUGUUUAGGGUAACGAAAUUACUCUAAAUAACAUGGACAUGAGAUGUAAAUGAUGUGCAGUAUACCUUUAUUUGAUGAAAAAAAUAUAUGCCAUAAAUGUCCUCACAAUA
Messenger RNA from Acanthochromis polyacanthus (spiny chromis), 2744 nucleotides. Its product is annotated as FAST kinase domain-containing protein 3, mitochondrial-like. Gene Ontology annotation, molecular function: RNA binding. Gene Ontology annotation, biological process: regulation of mitochondrial mRNA stability; mitochondrial RNA processing. Gene Ontology annotation, cellular component: mitochondrial matrix; ribonucleoprotein granule. The record is from RefSeq and is a predicted model, not a curated record. Lineage: Eukaryota; Metazoa; Chordata; Actinopteri; Pomacentridae. The transcript has 10 exons. Bases 156 to 2072 code for a protein of 638 amino acids.